Molecule: messenger RNA, 2770 nt
Organism: Melanotaenia boesemani (Boeseman's rainbowfish)
Lineage: Eukaryota; Metazoa; Chordata; Actinopteri; Atheriniformes; Melanotaeniidae
Gene: c7b
Product: complement component 7b
Exons: 18
Coding region: 130-2607 (825 amino acids)
Biological process (GO): immune response
Cellular component (GO): membrane attack complex
Molecular function (GO): protein binding
Source: RefSeq, a predicted model, not a curated record
AAACAUUUCUUCACUGAGGGAAGUCCUGGACUCAGUAAUCCUGCUCCCUCCCCUCCCCUUCAGCUGAUUAUAUUGCCUGGCGUGGAGCAGUGCAGGACAAGCUGAGAAGACUGAACUCUGAGCAGCAUCAUGAAGCUCACUUUGGCUGCAGCUUUGGUAUUGUCACUUGCCUUUGUGUCACCAAUCCGCUGUCAGCUGGUGGUAAACUGCAGAUGGGGACCUUAUGGGGACUGGUCCGAGUGUGAUGGCUGCACCAGAACAAAGGUGCGAACUCGUCACGUGGAGGUCUUUGCUCAGUUCGGUGGGUUGCCAUGCUCAGGAGAAGCCACUCAAACACAAUCAUGUGUCCCACAGAAGACAUGUCCUCUGGAAACAGGCUGUGGAGGCAGAUUUCGCUGUACUUCUGGUCGGUGUAUCAGCCAGUCUCUGGUAUGUAACGGUGACCAUGACUGUGAGGAUGGACUGGAUGAGCGAAGCUGCAACCGAGAUGACAGCCAGUACUCGUGUGAUCUCCAGAAAACACCUCCUAACUCUGAUUUCACAGGCAGAGGGUACGACGUGCUAACAGGGAAACUGAAAGCAGGUGUAAUCAACACCCUGAGUUUUGGAGGACAAUGUAGAAAGGCCUAUAGCGGGGACCAUAGAAUGACGUAUCGACUGCCACAAAACAUCCUCAGAUACAGCUUUGAGGUGCAAGUAGACAAUGAAGAGAGUGAUGAGUCCUAUGACAGCUCCUGGUCGUACAUGCAGCACAUCCAGUCCAAUGCCUUGGUGGGACACGACCGUCGUACGUUUCAUGAAGAAAUUCAAAAUAAUAAGGCCCAUAGACUAAUAAUCCUCAAGAAUAAAGUGAAGCUGGCCCAGUUUCAAAACUCUGCCCCCCAGUAUCUGACUUUGUCUGAAAACUUCUGGAAGGCCUUGACCUCUCUGCCCCUCACAUACGAUUACUCAGCCUACCGCCAGCUCUUGCAGACUUAUGGAACACACUACCUCUCAGAGGGUUCGCUUGGAGGCGAAUACCAAGGCUUGUUGGAGUUGGAUCGUCAAGCACUCACAUCAUCUAGUACAACAGACAUAGAGUACCAGAGGUGCUGGAAAAAGGUGAAGCGCAUUCUCUUCUAUAAAAAAGUCAAGAUCACCUGCGAAAACAUUAAAAAAGCUUUGGAAUCCAGCUACAGCAAAAGCACAGACAAAAUGCCCAUUAAGGUCCAUGUGUUUGGAGGAGAUCCAAGUUUCAUUGCUGCUCUGUCUGUUCUGGAUCUGGAAAACCCAGAAGCUAAUGGACAGAUCUAUAGUGAGUGGGCUUCAUCUGUCAGAGACUUCCCUGAUAUCAUCGACCAGAAGCUGGAACCUUUGUAUGAGCUUGUGAAGGAGGUGCAGUGUGCAGGUUUGAAGAAGCUGCACCUGAAAAGGGCCACAGAGGAGUACCUGGCGGAGGAGCAUCCCUGUCACUGCCAGCCCUGCCAGAACAACGGCCAGCCACUGCUCACGGGCACUGAGUGUCGUUGCGUUUGCCGCCCUGGAACCUCAGGACCGGCCUGCGAGACCGGAGCUGUGAUUGGAGAACAACAAGGGGUAAUCCACGGCAGCUGGAGCUGUUGGUCUUCAUGGGGAUCUUGCUCUGAAGGAAAAAGAAAAAGGACCCGAAGCUGCAACAACCCUGCACCAAGAAGAGGCGGCAACUACUGCAUUGGGCUGCAGGAGGAGCAGAAACCUUGUGAGGAGCCAGAGCUUGAGUACUUAAAGAUGAUGGAGCCUCAGUGUUUCAGUAUUUCUGUAACUCCACCGAAAACCUGUGGACUUCCUCCCAACCUAAAGAAUGGUUAUAUUCAGAAUCCCAGAGAUUUUUACCUGGUUGGACACAAUGUGGAGUACUCCUGCAUAGGGGGGUAUUACCUCCAUGGAAACUCUUUAGCCACAUGCAAUGACAACCAGAGGUGGAGCAUGGGAUCCAUGGUUUGUAGAAGUUCCACUUGUGGGAUUCCUCAAGUCAGCAGUUUAGUUAAGGCCAUGCCCUUCAAGGAAGAAUACGGAAUUGGUGAAAGUGUGUCCCUGUCCUGUCCUGCUGGGUUCGUGCUGGAUAGUGAUGUGUCCGAGAUUAUGUGCACUCCCAGUCUGCAAUGGUCUCCUUUUCCUGAUUACAUCCAGUGUGAACCAGCUCCCACAGUUCCCUCUCUUCUUGGUGGCCUAAGGUGUAAACUGUGGGAGAGUAUGGGAAAACGAGGGUGUACUUGCAAAAAUGCAAAUGAGUGUGGGACUUCUCUGCCGUUGUGUGCCAGGAUUGGCCAAAGACCCCUUUUAUUGGAUGUUUGUAAGAUUGGAGCUCUGCAGUGUAGAGGACGGAGCGUUGCAGUGGCUAAUGACAGUGACUGUAACUGGCCAGAGGACACAUUUAAAUCCUGUGAGAACUGCAAGCCAGGGACAGUCUGCCAAGGAGGAAAAUGCAUCUGCCAGAACACAUCAGAAUGUCCUAAAGACUCCACCCCCCUUUGCGUCAGUUCCAUUGAUGGUGGUACCACUGCUACCAUGACAGAAUGUGAGGUGGGGGCCAGGCGGUGUGCUGGUGAACACCUCAAUGUCAUCAGCAUAGAGGCUUGUUCUGAAUAACGAAGAAUAUUUAAUGUCUGUUUAAUGUCGGUUUCACAAUAAAUAGGUUUGCGGUUACGUUUUUCUUUUCUAACACUUCAUAUUUAUCACUGUGAUACUGGACACCUAGAAUAAGCUGCUUUGUUAUUAACUGUUUUGUCAUUAAAAAAAUAAUUUAAAUGUU